Mya arenaria is the source of this 1799-nucleotide messenger RNA. RefSeq lists its product as uncharacterized. Gene Ontology annotation, biological process: heterophilic cell-cell adhesion; establishment or maintenance of epithelial cell apical/basal polarity. The record is from RefSeq and is a predicted model, not a curated record. Gene Ontology annotation, cellular component: protein-containing complex; plasma membrane. NCBI's taxonomy places the organism in Eukaryota, Metazoa, Mollusca, Bivalvia, Myida, Myidae. Bases 187 to 1341 code for a protein of 384 amino acids. The transcript has 10 exons.
CAUGAAAAGAAAAAUGUGAAUUGAUUUAAAGUCAAAAAUAUAUGAGGCGAAAUUCAUUGAAUAAAUCUACGUGGCCAGGUGACAACACCCUUUUAGCAUUUGAGAAUUGUGCAUUCCAUCCUUAAAGGCCUCUACAUGGUAAGAUGGCGUUUGGAUGCAGAUGAAGAUUGACGCCGGAUAAUCGAUAUGGGCGUUCAUGCGUAUGUUUUCAUCCUUUCAAGUCUAAUGAACAGUCUCUCGUGUGGAAUAGAUGUUGCAAACACUCGUUCCAAAAGAGGGUUUUCUAUAUGCAAUGACGGUGGGGGAUCGUACGUAGACCAGACCGGAAGUUGCCAGUGCGCGCCUGGGUGGGAGGGACCCUUGUGUCAGACCGAGAUGUCCACGUAUAAGGCCAAGCUACAGGCGCAAAAGUCGUUGGAGUUUUAUCUGCAGUCCGUUGGUUUAUACACAGAUGCCGACAUACCAGCUAUUCAUGGCGAGUUUACUCAACUGUUCAGUACCAUCAACACUUUCCAUCGAGUGUUUGUGGAAAUCCUGAGGUACGAACAGGAUCCCAAUCUGACCAAACUCCAUCUCGACGUCUUCUAUAUAUCUGUACCUCUGGCUGACGUUGUUCAUCGCACCUCUAUGAACAUCUUCAACGUGACCACCGGGGAUAUUCCUAUUGUCAUUGAAGGAAAAUUACUGACAUUUGAUCAAGCCAGUCCAGCACUUGUCAAAAACACUGCCGACUCGCAACUUUAUGUUGGAAUAUCAAGCGAGAUGAAAACAAACACAUGCUACAUUUACGACGUGAUCAACGCCUGUGAGAACAAGGGAAAAUGUCUGCCGUAUGAAGGGAAGCCCGCGUGUAUGUGUACAUUGAGAUAUUCCGGACAGUUUUGCGAAAUCGAAGUCAAGAGAGGAAGUGACAGGGAUAAAGAAACGCUUGCUAUACUGUUUCCAGUUGUCGCCGUGGCUCUGUGCGUUUUCUUUGUACUGCUUUUCUUCAUAACUUUGCAUCGGGUUUCAAUGUCAAAGAAAACAAAGAAACCGGAUUGGUCAAACCAGCGGGCCCGGAAAUGGUGGACCGAGAUGCCUGACGGAACCGUCCGCCUGCCACGUCUCUCCCUAGAGGAAAAGAUACAAUAUGACACUUUCAAAGAACAAACGCAAACGAGACAGACUCCUGCGAACGUCAAGGUGACUUAUCGGUCGGGAGAACCUAUUAAUACAUAUACUGCUAUGAAUCUGAAGGAUUUUGAAAUCACAAAUCCAGGCGGAAAAAAGAACCGACCGGGCUCCGAGUCUGAGGUUCAGGUAUAUCAACUUCUGGAGACGGGAAGAUUAGAACACUUCUGAGGCGGUCUCUGUGCGAUAGCAGGGGGCGAACGGUACCAGAAUAACCUCUUCAGAAGGGCUUCCUUUCUGGAGAAAUCGAAGACUUUCAAAAGCAUUCGGUCGUGUACGUGAAAGAAUCGAUAGACCUACGGAAAUAAUCCGUCACCAUGGUAGACUGGUCCAGAACAAGAACAAGUGUACACAGAUCUCUCAUUUCCUUUUCACUUUUUUAUUAGACAUUUUGUGUUAUUUCAGUAUUAGUCUUCUUGCAGAAACACUCUAUUUUAAUCGUGAAUUAUGAAUCAUCAGUAUUGCAUACAAUUUACAGGUACUAUUAUUUUAUUUUUUUUUCUUAUUUGCUGUAUCCGUCCAUUCAAUCUUAUCACUUUUGUGCCGUCCCAGAUGUAUACAUAUGGAAUUAUUUGCGAUUAGGCACUGUAAUACUUUUUUAUUGUUUUAAAAUAUUUCUUUGAAUUUUC